This is a messenger RNA of Chrysochloris asiatica (Cape golden mole), 1173 nucleotides long. RefSeq names its product tuftelin 1 (gene TUFT1). Bases 1 to 1173 code for a protein of 390 amino acids. The transcript has 13 exons. The record is from RefSeq and is a predicted model, not a curated record. Gene Ontology annotation, cellular component: intracellular anatomical structure; I band. Lineage: Eukaryota; Metazoa; Chordata; Mammalia; Afrosoricida; Chrysochloridae. Gene Ontology annotation, biological process: intracellular signal transduction.
AUGAACGGGACUCGGAAUUGGUGUACCCUGGUGGAUGUGCACCCAGAGGGACAGACCACGGGCAGCACGGACAUUCUCAGGCUGACUCUUCAGAACCAACUGACAGGAGAGGAACUUGAACAAAUAGCCCAGAAGGCGGGCAGGAAGACCUACGCCAUGGUGUCCGGGUGGUCAACUGGUCAGUCUCUGGCCUCAGAACUGGUGGAGUCCAAAGAUGGACACGAGGAAAUCAUUAAGGUGUACUUGAAGGGGAAGUCUGGAGACAAGAUGAUCCAUGAGAAGAAUAUUAAGCAGCUGAAGAGUGAGGUCCAGUACAUCCAGGAGGCCAGGAACUGCCUGCAGAAGCUUCGAGAAGAUAUAAGUAGCAAACUUGACAGAGAUCCAGGAGAUUCUUUCCAUCAACAGGAGUUACAGGUGGUGCUAGAAAAGCCAAAUGGCUUCAGUCAAAGUCCCACACCCUUGUACAGCAGCCCAGCUGAGGUGGAUAUCUCUAUGAAUGAAGAUGCUGAGAGCUUGAGGAAGACUGUGCGGGACCUGCUUGCCAAGCUGCAGGAGGCGGAGCAGCAGCAUCAGUCAGACAGAGUGGCUUUCGAGACCAUGCUCAGCCGGUACCAGAGAGAUGCAGAAGAAAGCAAUGUGGCUCUUCAGAGAGAAGAGGACAGAGUGGAGCAGAAAGAGGCAGAAAUUGGAGAGCUGCAGAAGCGCCUGUUAGGGAUGGAAACGGAGCACCAGGCCUUACUGGUGAAGGUCAGGGAAGGGGAAACAGCCCUGGAGGAACUUCGCAGCCAGAGCGCUGACUGCCGAGCAGAACAGGAAAAGGCUGCUAACCUGGAAAAGGAGGUAGCUGGGUUACGGGAAAAGAUCCACCACUUGGAUGACAUGCUUAAGAGCCAGCAGCGCAAAGUACGGCAAAUGAUAGAACAGCUCCAGAAUUCAAAAGCAGUGAUCCAGUCAAAGGACACGGCCAUUCAGGAGCUCAAGGAGAAAGUUGCCUACCUGGAGGCUGAGAAUUUAGAGAUGCAUGACCGGAUGGAACACCUAAUAGAAAAGCAAGUCAGCCAUGGUAACUUCAGCACCCAAACCCGGGCCAAAACAGAGAACCUGGGCAGCAUUCGGAUAUCCAAGCCGCCCAACCCUAAGCCCAUGCCUCUAAUCCGAGUGGUGGAAACCUGA